CCGAACCCAAACCCCCGUACCGAAACGGUUCAAUACAAAUACACGUACCGUUACACCCUUAAUACACACACAUCUGAAGAUUAUAAAAAAAUAAACAUAUUUGGUGGGCUAAACAAAAUGACUCGGCGAAACAAUGUUUGGUAUGAGUGAUAUGACCUCAAAUCUAUAUCCUAAUAACAAUAUAUGUCACGAUACAUCAUUUGGUAUAUGAUUGAUAAUAGAAGAAUUUCAAAACUGUUUACAAAGGCUCUUAAUUUGGCAGCUGACAUAUGCAGUAACAUAUUGUGUCUUUUCUAAUUGUAUUAUUUUGUCGAAACAAUUAUUAUUAAUGUACUUGUUUAUUUACUGUUAAUAUCUGGUUACUUUAUUUGAGAACAUAGUACUGGGAAUGAUGUAAUAAUAGGGACGGCGUGGCGCAGUGGGAGAGUGGCCGUGCGCAACUCGAGGGUCCCUGGUUCAAUCCCCACCUAGUACUAACCUCGUCACGUCCAUUGUGUCCUGAGCAAGACACUUCACCCUUGCUCCUGAUGGGUGCUGGUUAGCACCUUGCAUGGCAGCUCCCUCCAUCAGUGUGUGAAUGGGUAAAUGUGGAAGUAGUGUCAAAGAGUACCUUGAAAGUAGAAAAGCGCGAUACAAGUACAACCCAUUUAUAGAGGUUGUCGUCUGAAAACACACAUGUCGUCUGAAAACACACAUGAGCAGACACACUGGAGAAAAACCUUUUAUCCGUUCAAUAUGUGGUAAUGGUUUUACACAAAAUUGGAGUUUGAAAGUGCACAUGAGAAUACACAGUGGUAAAAAACAUUUUGUCUGUUCAACCUGUGUCAAAGGUUUUGUAGAAAGUCACAAUUUGAAAAUACAGAUGAGAACACACACUGGUAAAAAACCUUUUUCCUGUUCAACCUGUGGUAAAGGUUUUACAGAAAGUCAAAAUUUGAAAAGACACAUGAGAACGGACACUGGUGAAAAACCUUUUACCUGCUCAACCUGUGGUAAAGGUUUUACAGAAAGUCAAAAUUUGAAAAGACACAUGAGAACACACACUGGUGAAAAACCUUUUUCUUGCUCAGAAUGUGGUAAAGAUUUUGUACAAAGUCCCCUUUUAAAAGCACACAUGAGAACACACACUGGUGAAAAACCUUUUGUCUGUUCAAUCUGUGGUAAAGGUUUUACAGAAAGUCGAUGGUUAAAAGUGCACAUGAGAACACACACUGGUGAAAAACCGUUUUCCUGUUCAGUCUGUGGUAAAGGUUUUACACAAAGUCAUCAUUUAAAACUGCACGACAGAACACACACUGGUGAAAAACCUUUUUCCUGUUCAAUCUGUGAUAAAGGUUUUACAGAAAACUGGUGUUUGAAAGUACACAAGAGAACACACACUGGUGAAAAACCGUUUUCCUGUUCAGUCUGUGGUAAAGGUUUUACACAAAGUCAUCAUUUAAAACUGCACGACAGAACACACACUGGUGAAAAACCUUUUUCCUGUUCAAUCUGUGAUAAAGGUUUUACAGAAAACUGGUGUUUGAAAGUACACAAGAGAACACACACUGGUGAAAAUUCACAUUCCUGUUCAAUCUGUAACAGAAGCUUUUGUGAGCGAUCGACCCUUGUAGUACACAUGAGAAGACACCCAGGAGAGAAAGUGUUGAGUUGCAGUGUGUGUGGUGAAAGAUUGUCUUCUAAGUAGCAGUGUAAGAAACACAAGUGUGCUGGUGAGAACAGCAGCAGCAAAUGAAACUGCAGGAUUUGAAAUAAACUGUCCAGACUUUCAUUUUGACUUUCUAACAACAUCAGCACAUAUAACAUGUGUGACAUUGUUGUUUUUCCAACAAUCUUUUUAAAAUGCUUCCACAUUUAUAGAUUAGAUAUUUUAUAUUAAUCCUUUUUUCAGUCAAGCACAUGCAUUAAUAUGCAACAUUGUGUACUUUUAUUAAAAAAUGGACAGAACAAUUUGAGUAAAAAGCUGAGUAAACAGUACAACACACAUUUUACAUGCAAUAAACAUUUUGUGCGUAUGUAUACAC
This is a messenger RNA of Nerophis ophidion (straightnose pipefish), 2024 nucleotides long. Its product is annotated as gastrula zinc finger protein xLCGF3.1-like. Gene Ontology annotation, biological process: regulation of transcription by RNA polymerase II. The transcript has a single exon. Bases 695 to 1687 code for a protein of 330 amino acids. The record is from RefSeq and is a predicted model, not a curated record. Gene Ontology annotation, molecular function: RNA polymerase II cis-regulatory region sequence-specific DNA binding; DNA-binding transcription factor activity, RNA polymerase II-specific. Lineage: Eukaryota; Metazoa; Chordata; Actinopteri; Syngnathiformes; Syngnathidae. Gene Ontology annotation, cellular component: nucleus.